CCCUCUCCGGGGACCUUCCCAGCAGCCUUUGCUGGCUCUCCCCCAGCCAAACAAAGAGCGCAGGAGCUUUCAAAUUGCUGCAGCCUCACGCCGAAUUGGGUACCGGAGAGGGGCCGGCGGGGGCCUCGCUAGUGGAGCCCAGCCGGGCUGGCAGCGGCUCAACGUGGCCUGGCUCGUUUCCACUCGCCGUACGUAGACACGGGGGGUCGGACUCGUGGCUGAAGACAGCUAGCUGAGCCCAAGAGAGUUGAUCCACAGUUUGGUAUGUGAGACAUAUGCCAACCCUCCAGUUGGGACACUAGCAAGUUGGAUUUAGCCUGCCACUUACCCCCUCAGCGUGACCGGCCCAGGAUGUAUGGGCUGCCACUCUCAUUCCAACAGGCUGGAAGUUGAAUCUCUUUCCACUUUGACAAGGGAGACACUCCAUUGCUGUGCCAUUUCCUUCCUGUUCCUCUCCCACAAAGAGCUGCAAGCCUGAAAAGAGUGGAUCCUUCUAUGUCUCUGAUGACCAGGACAGCAUCCCGCAGCCACUAUUGGUCUGGAGCUGUGGUGACUCCAGAAAGGGCCAUGGCAACUAUAGGCAGCCCUGGGACACAAAACUAGCAGAGGCUUAACCUCUUCGCUUGCACGGCAUGCCCUCUUGUGCCACGGAUACAACCUCUGUUACUACCCACCAAGUGCCUUGUCUCCUUAACUGGCUUCUGGGACAGGAGUAAUGUCACUAUGGUCCUUGUGGGAGGAACAUAGCCCAGCUGGCUGCGCUAGCAGGAGUCCCGACUAAGGAUGUAGCUACAGAACACUAGCACAAAAAAGCAAAUUGGGAGGGGCUUUGAUCCAUGCCCUUUGUCCUGCCAAGUGAGCGAUGGGCCGCUUGGACGACCAUGCCAAGAAGCGGAUAGUGGAGCUGCGCAAAGCCGGGCUGAGCUUCCGUAAAAUCAAGAAAGUCCUAGAGCUGGACAAUAUCCGGGUGACCCCGCAAGCUGUCUACCUGUUCCUCAAGCGUAAGAAUGUGGAGCCAGCACAGCCUCCAGGAGCCUCCCAUUUCCAACCAGCUGGAGGCCGUGGGAGCAGGAGAAUGGCCAUCAACCGGGCUGGUUGGGAGGAUGAGCAGCUCUGGAACUUGCUGCAGGAAAAUGAGACUGAUCAGAACAAGCAGGCAGAGCCCAGAGGCAGCAGGCAGCCAGGUCCCAGGACCCCAGCACUCCCCGGAAGAGCCACCGUGAGCUGCAAGGAGCCACACCUCAAUGACAACCAAGACUGCAAGGAUGGCAUCAAAAUAGUCAGCGUGACAUCACUGUGGAAGGAUAGUGGGCAGUUUGGGAAGGUGCCUACAGUGCCCAUGGGCCCAUCUCCAGCAGCACAGCUAUCCCCUAUUAACAGUGACGACUGCUCUGGGACAAUGACCUCAGCUGUGGGUAACCACCCGGCUCCGCUCCCACCAGCUAUGGCUCAGCAGCAGCUGAACACCAGGGGCAGAAUGUUCUUGUUGCCUGCCAGGAAUCCAGCCUUAAUUGUGAAGAAGAAGAUUGUGGACAGGGCCAUCCAUCUCCAGAAAAAGGCAGCCAUUCAUAACGGGCAUAGUCCAUCUGAUUCGACGACUGUCCUGCCCUUCUUGGUGGGAGUGCAGCCGGCCAACCAGCCUCCCAGGGCAAACCCAUCUGUCGUGGCAGCCUCUAUGAGCCGCAGUGCACAUGUCAAAGAUGCCAGCACCCAAACAGCCUUGCUUAACUCUGCAUGUUCUUCAGGCAAUCAGAACCCUGUGUUGGGUGGGCGGAUGCUGGGCCCCUCACCCACCUCCCAUGCCAUUGCCGAGAAGCUGGAUGCUGUACACAAACAGGUGCAGAAACUGACACAUGCAGUGCACGCGGUGCUAGAGAGGCAGUGCCGCAUGGAGCGCCAGCAGGAGCAGCAGCAGCGUUUCCAGCAAGAGGUGCUGAUGGCACUUCAGCAGCUCAGCUCCACCGUGAGCCAUGGGACAGUGCCAGGAAACGAGCCCUGUGUCCCCUUCAGCAGCAUGGCUGAUCCUUCGCCCUCUGUGCCAAACUUCAGCCAAUUCAGGAUGGAGCUAAUCUGAUGAAAGGCUGAUGCCAGCAUUCAUGGGCCUGGGCAUAAGAGUGGCCUGGAGCUAGCUCUGGACAAAGCAGCUGGCAUGGGCCACCCUAGCUGAAAUAUAAAGGGAUCUCAAGCAGGCAGCUGCAGCUGAGUGAAGAGAAGCAGGCAUUAACACUUCAUAAACUGCAGCUCUAAGAGCCUGGCUAAGGCCCUGCUACUGCAAGAACAGAAGACUGGGAGGAGGAAGGCCACCAAUAACACCGAGACUCAGUCUGCUUUGGCCUAGUUAAUCCAGCCCUGCUGCCCCCAGGAAGAGGCAUGUACCAAUGGGAAGCUGAAACAUGCCAAAGGAAAGCCUUAAUUCUAGCCACUAUAUACAGCAAAUGAAAUACUGGUUUAGCUCCCAAGGCCCAGGCCCAAAGGAUAUGGAACUCCAGCAGCUUAGAGAGGCUGUCUACAGCCAAGCACCAUGCUACAUUAGAAGGAAAACAUGGUGGCAGGCAUCACUCUCUCCUUGGCAGGGCAAGCAUUUAAUGUUUACACAGGGAAGGGAGCGUGAGCAUUAGAAUGUCCAGGAGCUUGGGUUUUGGAUGUUUUUUUGCCCUUUCUUUCAGAGUGGUAUAUGGAGAGUAAAAUAAUCUCAGUAAAGUCUAUACACCCACUGCUCUA
Molecule: messenger RNA, 2721 nt
Organism: Mauremys mutica (yellowpond turtle)
Lineage: Eukaryota; Metazoa; Chordata; Testudines; Geoemydidae
Exons: 5
Coding region: 863-2074 (403 amino acids)
Source: RefSeq, a predicted model, not a curated record